This is a messenger RNA of Hypanus sabinus (Atlantic stingray), 2284 nucleotides long. RefSeq names its product endonuclease domain-containing 1 protein-like. NCBI's taxonomy places the organism in Eukaryota, Metazoa, Chordata, Chondrichthyes, Myliobatiformes, Dasyatidae. Bases 166 to 1158 code for a protein of 330 amino acids. The transcript has 2 exons. Gene Ontology annotation, molecular function: metal ion binding; nucleic acid binding; hydrolase activity. The record is from RefSeq and is a predicted model, not a curated record.
CUUCUUGCCAUAUAAAAAUAGGACAGAGGAGCCUGAGUGAGUGGUUCACUCUCCUCUGUGCUCCCUCAUUCCAGAAGGUUCCGUCUUUCAGAGCUUAGCCCGGGAAACUGCAGUGACACAGAUCGUUGGCUUGCCAGUCCAGGGUUGAAGCCCUCUCUGCUGAGCAUGGCCAUUGGGCUGGGCUCUCCGGUCUGGUUCCUGCUCCUGGCAACUUCCCAACCUGGGAUAGUGCAGGGGAAAGUGGUUACAGACUUCCAGGAAUGUGAUUCUUUCUUCAAGGAUGGGAUCCCACCGCAGGGAUUUGAAAACAUGGGCAAUCCGGUCAAGAUCUGUCAGAUGUACAAGAACCACUAUCACUUCGCCACCUUGUACCGGACAGACCUGAGGAUCCCUGUCUACUCUGCCUACACGUAUCAAGGGCCCAGCAGCAUGGAGGAAAUAAAGAGACCCUGUCCCUGGUUUUACGAGCCUCAGAUUGAUAAUCGGACUGCCAGUCCUGAAAUGAAAUCCAGCGAGAACAGGACCAGUGAAAAACAAGCGGUGGACACAGAUUACAAGAACUCAGUUUAUGAACGGGGGCAUCUGUACCCGUUUUCCUUCAAUAAACAAGAUAGUUCAACAGCCAGCUGCACCCUCACUAAUGCAAUCCCCAUGGUUGGUGGUGAUAAUAAGCGAUGGUAUGCUCGCGCGGAGAAACUCAUUAAAGGAUUGGCGGAGAACUGCCACAACUCUGGCAGCCGGAUGUACGUGGUAACGGGCUCUGGUAACUACACAGAGAAAAAAAUGAAGAAUAAGGUUGUGGUGCCCGGGCUGAUCUGGUCCGCUGCUUGCUGUACCUCCUCAGGGAGGCUGGAUGUGCUUAGUUCACCUGAGGAGAUGGAAGUAACCCCAGUGAAUACCAAGAUGAACUUCUCCAUUGCAUUCAUGAAAGAGUUGCUGACCGGUAAGAGUGUAAUCAAUAUGACAGUGUUGGAGCUGGAGCGUACACUGAACGUGAAAAUCUUUAACCAGUGCAAGGGAACAAGUCAAAUUGACGAAGAGGAGAACUAUCGAGAGGUGAACGCUUUGCUAAAUGAAAUACAGAGUGCUGAUCCGGAGCUUGAAAAAGAUUCAGAAGGGAAUAUACUGAGUUGGCUAAGAAAAUUGGUGGAAGAGUGAGCUCAGAGGGUAUCUUUGGCAUUUCUCAAAUAUUUUCUAUCGCAAGUCUAACAGCAAGUUAUAAUUACUUCUCCCUUCCUCUGCUCUCCUUUUCCAUUCCCCAUUUGGCUCCCCUCUUGACCCCUUCUCUUCACCUCCCUCGUGUGUCCCUUCUCCUUCCCUUUUUCCCAUGAUCCACUCUCCUCUCCUAACAUAUUCCUUGGUGUAGAAAUAGGCCAUUCAGCCCAUUGAAUCUUCUCUGCUAUUCCAUCAUAAGAACAUAAGAAAUAGGAGCAGGAGUAGGCCAUCCGGCCCAUCGAGCCUGCUCCACCAUUCAAUAAGAUCAUGGCUGAUCUGUCUGUAAACUCAGCUCUAUCUACCUGCCUUCUCCCCAUAACCCUUAAUUCCCCUAUGUAAAAAGCUACCUAACUGUAUCUUAAAUAUAUUUAGCGAAGAAGCCUCAACUGCUUCCCUGGACAGAGAAUUCCACAGAUUCACCACUCUCUGGAAAAACAGUUUCCCCUCAUCUCUGUCCCAAAUCUUCUGCCCUGAAACUUAAGACAAUGUCCCCUUGUUCUAGUCUCACCUACCAAUGGAAACAACUUUUCUACUUCUAUCUUAUCUAUCCCUUUCAAAAUUUUGUACGUUCCCCUUUUCGCUUUAGGAAGGAAGAUGAGAAAGGCCACAAGAAUCAGAAAUCAGGAGUUUCUGUCUUGCAAUUAACAAAACAAUCUUAUUAAUGAUUUUAAACUUUGUAAGCAUUGACACAAAUCUAUGCAUGAUGUCCAUCGGGAAGGGACUUCCUCCUGUAGAUCUUAUGAUUUUUUGCUUUACAGAUUUGAUUUGUUGCUUUGUAUACGAUCCAAGUAACACAAAUGGACUUAAUCAUCGGGUACUUCUUGUACACAUCUUUAAUGUAGUUUGCACGUGCUUUGAGUUACCCAGUUUGCAAUAAUUUACAGAUGUACUGGAGAUAAUUUUGUCAGUCAAUAUCCAAUGAAUUUUGUUAAUUAACGUCUGCCUCACCAGCAAUUCAGCAACAGCUGGACAUUCAGUGUAACACAACGAAAGUCGGUGAGAUCACAGAUCGUUAAUAGUGAAGUUUGUAAUCCGUUGUGUGGUUCUUCAUCAAAUAAAAAUCUACAAA